AUGGACGCUUCGUCGAUUGCGCGACCUCGCAAGCAUUCUCGGGUGCUCACCGCAUGCGAUGCCUGUCGUCUCAGUAAGACUCGAUGUGAUUCCGCACGGCCCGUAUGUGCCAAAUGUAUCCAGCGGGGUGUAGCGUGCGAGUAUCCGGAGACGGAUGCCAUCUCAGUUCUAGAGACAUGGGGCGCAAGAAUUCUAGACGCAGUAGAACGUCAAGAGCGACUUCUGUCGGAGAGCCUGUCGUUGAACAUGGGGCCUCCUCUCCUUUCACAACGGGCGUCGCCAUCCCCAGUGGACGAAGUAGAUCCCGAGUCAAUCUCGCGCAAUGAUGCGCCCAAGACGCCGAUCACCGGGUCAGACAUGAUUCUCAGCUGGCCGAUUUUUCCCAACGAGAAGCCAGUGUCAACUUUUCCCAUGGCAGCGUAUGCCGAGAAGCCGGAUCGAUUUCAGACGGCUCUCCCAAGCUUAGAUCCGCAACGGCUCCUCGAACUGCGCGAGAUUUUUAUGACCAAGAUCUGGACCAAGAACCCGAUCGUGGACCGGGACCAGCUGGACUCGUAUAUCGCUCGAGUGCUGGAAAACGGCAUUGACUGGUCCGCCUCGUCGUGCUUGGUACUCCUUACCUUUGCGCUCGCAGCCAUCUGGGGGAAUUAUCCCGACGACGAGACCCGCGAGGUCUCGUAUAGUGAACCGUCCUUUAGUCCACCGAUCACUUACGUGACGAUGUCGGUUCCGGAGCACCGACUGAAGGAAUCGUUGACCUUCCUCUCCAUGGCGCGAAAGCGCAUUUCCACUGCGUAUCUUGAUGAUACCUUACUGGGAGUGCAGUGUUUGUGUCUAUUCGGAAUUUGGUAUCAAUAUAACAUCGAGCCGAUUCCGGGCUGGAAAAUGUUCCGAGCGGCAUCCAUGCUAUGGCAGACGUAUCGUUUGAAGCACCGCGAGGGAAAGGCGAUCAGAAGUGCGCAGGAGGAGAGUCUGGAGCAGCGACUCUAUUGGACAUGUUUAAAAUCCGAAUGUGAGGUUCGAUAUGAACUGACGGAUCUCCCGCCCUGUGACCUGAGCCUCUCCGACUUUCCUUAUUCUCUCCCGAGCUUUCCCACGAGACAACCGUCCCAUGACAGCCCUGGAUGGAUGUUUUCCAAUCCCUCAUCCACAGACCUCGAAGCAGCAUCUUCCUAUUACUAUCUAGCCGAGAUCUUCUUACGCAGGCUUCUCAAUAGGGCCCGCAACGCUGUCCGUGUGCUCUCCCCCGAUAUUGAUCUGCCGACCAUCAAGGUUCUGGCAGAAACUCUAACGCAGUUAGAAGGUCAGCUCCAACAGUGGGUCAACUGUCUGCCACCUACACUCCGGUUCAACAUGCCUCUCGAAUCCGCCCCCGGGCCGAAAGAAGGUGAGCUCAUGAAGCUCAGCCGUGAGCGAUACGUCGAGGUCCGCGAGCUGCUCUGCCGCGCAUAUCUAUACCUAUGCAUCCAUGUCCCACUCGACCCCGGGAUGGCGGCGCUGUAUGGGGUCAAAGCAAGCGAGGCGCUACGUUUGGCAAUUUAUCGGAUCCAGACCGAGGUGCCAUUCUUCCGGCAUCCAGGAUCAUGGGGAGCCUGUCGAGUCCGGUUCAACCAUGCGCUUUGCCUGAUUGCAGGAUUCCGCGCCAAGUUGACGCAGCGCCCCUCGGCUGAAUAUGUGAGCAUUCCUCCCGACUGGGCGGACUGUGUGCGGGCGGUGAUUGAGCGAUUGAAGAUUUGGGGCGAGGAGGGCGGCGGGAUCAAGGAGUUGAGUGUGCUACUGGAGUGGUUGAUGCAUGAUAGCUUGGAAUUGUAG
This is a messenger RNA of Penicillium brasilianum, 1812 nucleotides long. The record is from the annotation of a GenBank genome assembly. Lineage: Eukaryota; Fungi; Ascomycota; Eurotiomycetes; Eurotiales; Aspergillaceae.